This is a messenger RNA of Passer domesticus (house sparrow), 5482 nucleotides long. RefSeq names its product transcription factor COE2-like. Gene Ontology annotation, biological process: regulation of transcription by RNA polymerase II. The transcript is spliced from 7 exons. Gene Ontology annotation, molecular function: DNA-binding transcription factor activity, RNA polymerase II-specific; RNA polymerase II cis-regulatory region sequence-specific DNA binding. The record is from RefSeq and is a predicted model, not a curated record. NCBI's taxonomy places the organism in Eukaryota, Metazoa, Chordata, Aves, Passeriformes, Passeridae. Bases 417 to 1010 code for a protein of 197 amino acids.
UUGGGUUUUUUUUUUUUGUUUCCCCCCCUUCCUGCCUUUCUUCCUUCCUUCUUCCUGGAUUAGGCAGCGAUCAAUCCUUCUCCCCGUUGUCUGUUUGAGGAACAGGUGAUCCUCGUUAGCGGCGGUCGGUUUCUGGAUGCGGCUCCCUCGUCUGCGUGUGAAGAAGGAUGGUGAUACCAGGCGAGACUGAAUCAGCGUAACUUUUACUUGGCAAGAGGAAAAACUUUCUUCCCCGUUUGAAGGCGUUCAAAACACGUAGCGUUAAAAGGCAGAAGAAGUUGGUUUUAAAGCUGAACUUCACUUUCCUGGGAUUUGUGUGUCAGAUUCAAAGGCUGCGUCGUUUUGUUUUUCUUUUUUUUUUCCUCCUCCCUUAUCUCCCAAAAGGAAACUGUUGCUAGUUGGCAUAGACUUUUUAAAUGUUUGGAAUUCAAGAUACUUUAGGAAGAGGACCAAUUCUGAAAGAUAAAUCUCUAGGUUCUGAGAUGGAUUCCGUCAGGUCCUGGGUCAGAAACGUUGGGGUUGUGGAUGCAAACGUAGCAGCACAAAGCGGAGUAGCUUUGUCCAGAGCACACUUUGAAAAGCAGCCACCCUCCAACUUGAGGAAAUCCAAUUUCUUUCACUUUGUUCUGGCUCUCUACGACAGACAGGGGCAGCCCGUGGAAAUAGAGAGGACAGCUUUUGUGGACUUUGUAGAAAAUGAUAAAGAGCAAGGCAACGAGAAGACGAACAACGGCACGCACUACAAACUCCAGCUGCUCUACAGCAACGGUGUCAGGACAGAGCAGGAUCUCUAUGUGAGGCUCAUUGAUUCUGUCACCAAGCAGCCUAUAACUUACGAAGGCCAGAACAAGAACCCCGAGAUGUGCAGGGUGUUGCUCACCCACGAAGUCAUGUGCAGUCGGUGCUGUGAGAAGAAAAGUUGUGGCAACAGAAAUGAGACUCCAUCUGACCCUGUGAUCAUUGACAGACAACAGAUUUCCCAGCAAGCUGGUGAGUCAGAAGAAGCUUAAAUAUUUUUUUGAGUGUGCUGGAAAAAUGAAGAAUUGACUGGUUGGGUCUGUGGAAGUCCUGGGUUCUGCUCCUUUGUCCCCCUCACAGUCCCUGUAUUUUUGUAGCCAUUCACAGGGUCUGUGUUUAACUAUAAACUAUAAACUAUGUGAUUUUCUGACUCUCCCUGAUAACACAAAGACAGUUGCUGAGAAGUGACGUGUGGAAAUACUCAGGUGAUGUGCAAUUUGUGAAGUUUCUUUCCCCAGCACUGCUGGUUGCUGCUGCCUGGGCUGGAGGUGCUGUUGCUUCUGGAAUGGAGCAAGAAAUGAGAUGGGUUUAAAUCACUGCUGGUUUCAAGCACAAAUUACUGGGGAGUUAAACAGAGCUGGAACCUUAUUUCCACCUGUUUCCAUUUGUGUUUUGUGCAGAUUUUCUCCUGGCCAUGUGCUGUCACUGUGGGUAUCUCUGCCCUCCUAAGACAGAGAUGCCUUUUGGGAUGUGUUAGAGGGAACACACGUGUGGGAGUGCCCACCAAUAUUAAUCACUUCAGUUCCAUUAAAUCUAUAACUAGAACAGUUAGCUCAUGUCCUGAUCUGAGAACUGUGAAGGAAACAUGGCUGAGCCUAAGCAAGGGCACAUUAUAUAAUUUAAAGAAAUAAAAUCUAACUAUUGCUACUACUGCCUGGAAGCCUUAAGAAAAUAAGUCAAAUGAAGACAAAACCCAAAGGAUUUUAGCAGUUCUGCAUAAAUCAGAUAAACUUUCCCGAUGCUCUAGAGCAUCUUGGACACAAGCAUGGAUGGAUUCCAGUCUUGUUAGAUUAGUUGAGAUAAAAAACAUUGAUGGUGCUUGGGCUAAAUCCUGAGCAAUGCAAAGUUGGCAGGAAAGUUUACACAUGGUGUAGGAAAACCCUUGUUUCCUUUUAAAUUGAGGCUUUUCCCUGUAAAUAGGGAGAAUUUGGUCCAGUUUGUGCUCAUAAACAGUGAAUGAGGAGGUUAAGGGGCUGCUGACCUCAGAAGGACAGAGAGCAGAGUAAGGAGCAUUGGAAUCAAUGAGGUUGGUAGUAGUGGAAAGGGGAAUGGAAAACAAGUUUCCCAUGGACUAAAGCACCUCUGGGAAUAGAAGCUGAGGAUAAAUUCACUGUGCAAACAGCGCAGAAGAAAUUCUGGGUAUGUAGAGCAGCAGUGUGUGACAUGGGAUCUCUACAGCUCCACUCCUUGGGUUUGUGUUUGCCUGGCUCCAUCUGCACUCGUCAAUAAAAAUGCCAAUAUUUCAAAGUAUUUGCAUCCUAAUGAAAGCAUCCUCUGUGUAUUUAUGACCUGAAAUGCUCUUCUCACUUUUGCACUCCUCCCGGCCUCUGUCUAGACCUGGUUUUAUGGACUUGUCACUUCAUCUGCCCUAAGCUUUUUAGUUACCGGCUCUUGCUUUCCUUUUGAACCUUUUGUUUUUCUCCUCAUCCCUUCCCUGUGUGUUCCUUUCACCAUCUGUUUCUGGUGGGAUCUCCCAGAUUUUCUGCCCUGUAAACAUCCCAGGGUUUCAGCCUCUCUGAACAGAUUUCUUCACCUCAAAGUUCUCCCAAUUAAUGUGUUCCUGCUUUCAGAUGGGAUAUUAAACAAUUUCUCCUGCUUGGAACAUCACCCCAAAUCCUUGUGAAGUGAAGAAAAGAUUGAGACUGAAAGUACAUAAUAUGCAUCUGAAGCUUAAAUCAGCUGGAGAUGUAAUUUUAAAGCUGUGUUUUGCCCAAGAUGAUGUAAGAGACAGGUUGUAGGACACAUUCCACAUCAAGGAGUGGAACCCAAGUCUUGUAUCCCAGGCUGGAUCAUGUAAGCAUGUCCUGGAACAACAUUUCCCCUCUCAGCUGUGAUUCACAUUCUCAUCUUUCUCUCUGGUUUGGAUCUGUAAUACGCUGCUGUCAUCCAAGCCAUCCUUCUUUUUCCUCCUUAUUAUUUUUCCUUUUUCUCCCCAUCUCCUCUGCUACUUUUCCUCACAAAUAAAUGCUAAUAUCUCCAUGGGCAUCCCACUUACAGUUCCACAUUUGGUGCCUUUUCCUCCAAGUGGAGUCCAUCGAGCUUGUAAAUCGUACUGGAUCAGUGAGCCCAUAAUGAGGCUUCUAAGUCCAAACAGUGCAAGUCUGCUGGGAUUUUAUUGUUCAUAAAGCUCCUUCCCUGGGGAGUGAUAGAGCCAUUAGGUGUGUGCUGUGUUUAAUAUUUGGUCAUGACAGGAAGCAAUAAUUUUUUAUCUUUUACUGUGGCUCCCGAGUUGUUUUUAAGCAGUCAGCUUAUUUAGUCUCAGUGGCUGUGAACCCAUUAGGCAAACAGCUCUUCCCUCCAUGAGUUUGUGUCUUCCUGCAAAGGCUUGUUUCAAGAAAAUAAAAUAAAAUCAAGUGGCAACUGGUUGCCCUGUGGUGGCUUUUAAUUCCUUGCCCUUCUCAGUGCCUGUUGCUGACAGGAAUUGACAUAAGGCUGGUUUCAUCAGCAUUUUUCGUGCUGAAUGAGAAUUUUUUAAAAAAAAUUAUUCCAGCAGAAAACAACCACCAAAGCUCCCAUGUGCAUGCUGUGUUAUGGGUUUGGGUAUUUAUCUUGUGCAAAUCCAUUAUUUAUUUCAGUGGAAGCAGCAGGAAGGUUGUAUUUAAGUAUUCCAGAAGUGGUUUUAUAUCUAUAUAAACAGAAAAAAAAUGAAAACAAUAGUUUUGGGUGUAGCCUGUAGGAAGCUUCUCCUCUGACCGUCCUUUCCUUGCACUCCCAAUGCUUUCUUCAAAGAACGAGGCAUCUUUCUCCAUGGAAUGUGUGAGGAAUUCUGCACAUUCUGUGUUCUGAUUGUACCACCAGGCUGCUUUUCAGCCUGAUUAUUGCAGGUGUUCCCUUCCUCUCUGCUUAGGUCUCUUCCUUUGCUCCAGGGGAAAAGUUUUUCACUUCUUCAUUUCCCCUCUGGGUCCUUGUCUUGGAUCUCUGAAGCUCAGUGGGAGAGGUUUGUAUCAGAAAGGGAAAAAGUAAUUGGCUGGCUCUGUAUCCCAGAGCUGUUGUGGGGGCACAGAAGCACGAGCUGGGUUUGCAUUAACCAGGAACACACAGGUUCCUUUUCCAAACCAAACUUGAGAGCAACAUCCUGGAGUGUUUGGGAAGAGGGAGGGCAAUUCCAGAGGUGCUUAAAGCACUUGAAAACAGCACCCAACAAACACAUGAAACCAACUCAUGGUAUAAAGAAAUUAAAGCUGAGUGCUAAUGUCUUACAAAUCAUAUUUAAUUAAUUUUUAAGAGGUGUGCUUAGGUUUUCCUAUCAUAAAAAGUUAAUUUAAAUGGAUCCUGGUUCAGCAAAGCAAUUAACACUUUGUAUUAUCUAGCAUCAACAUCAAGAAGGGUGUAUGUAAAUAGUUUAAAUGAAGUAAGUCCUGAGAAGAAAAGUGAAACUGGAAAGAUUUAUAUUUGAGGUCCUGCUUUCACAGUCACAUUUCUGUUAUAAAAUUCAUAUCUUGAAGUUGCCUUUUUUGAAAAGAUGGAAACGAGGUUUUUGUGUUUGCAUGACUCUAAACCACAAAGGGCAGUUUUGGGUGGCUGAUAAGGCUGAGUUCUUCCUCCUUCUACACCCAUUCACCUUUAGUUUUUGCUGUGGAAAUGAUCUUGGAAUUCGUGGCUGCUAGAAAUUUCCCUGGGUCUUCAAAUUUGUGUGUGCUAGAUUGUAAUCUGGAUUAGGAGUGCCUAAAUAUAAAUUGUAAUUUGCCUGAGGAGUGCUUGAAUUUGGUUUUCCAAAUCUCUACUCUCUUUGGGAAUGUGGGUGCUCAGGGCCUGGAGGAAAAUUAACCACAACUUUUCCAGCUGAAUCCCUGCCAGUAUAAAUCCUUUCCCUUGAUGCUGACAAAGUAUCUGCUCAGUCAAAAUUCCUCUGCUAAAGAGGGGAGAAAAAGCUGCACAGUGUUGUGUCAGCAUCACUUGGUCACACAGAACCUCAAAAAACCCCUCCAUCCUCUGGGAUGCUUUGGAUGUUUUGGUUUUUUUCCCCCUUUCCUCUUUAUCUGAAACAUUUCCCAGCAUUCCUUCAGGGACAUCUGGUUCUCUCUUUUUCCAGCUUUCCUUUGGCGCCUUCAAAAGGUGUCACUGUCAGUUCUUUCUCUUCAGCCAAACAGCACAGGCAGGACCCUGGUUCUGCCCAGGAAUUUGCCUAAAAUGUAGCUGUCCUCCAGAAGCAGACUGAAACCAUUUCUGGAAUGGGAGUGUGCACCCCUUUGGCUUUAAUUUUACAGGGAAAUAUAUAUAUUUUAUAUAUACACACAAUACAAUAUAUUUAAAAUAGUUACCUUAUAUAUUAUGUGUUAUUAUUAUAUGUUAAAUUAUUAGAUAUUAUAUUUUUACAGACAAAUAUAGCAUCUUUGUUUUUACAUGAAGUUUGGACUUUUUCUCCACUCAUAAAUUGAUGGUUCUUUAGAAUAAUAAAAUAUCAUAAUAGAGUUCAGGUUUGUAAUGGAUAUGUCAAAGAGGAUUUAAUUUAGAGUUACUUCUU